CGCAAGUGGAGAACGUCUUUGUCACUUUCGUCCAGCCACGUUCCAGCGGUCGUCCCACGUCUCUAAACAAGUCGUCUCUCAAACGAAACAGGUAUCGUGGCUACACCUAGGUAUUGCGCUCGCAAGGACAGGCUGUCUCGCAGUAGGGUCGGAGCGCCAUCUUCUCCCCCCGCUCUAUAUGAAAUGAGUAGCCGUUUCGACUCGGGCUCGCUCUUAUCACGCAGUCGAGCAGGGGCUGACAUGUCCCGUGGUGGCAACGACGCCGUUCCGCUACUGCCGCGGACGUCGGAGGGGAACCUAUUCCCGGAACGAACGGACGGCCGACCGGCGGUCACAAUCGCCCGGAGAGCGAAAGCAGCGCCACCGCCGCCAAGAUGGCUGUCGCUGGAGUUCGUCGCGUACUAUGCGGUUAUCAUCGUCGGUUUGCCGGCUCUAUUUAGGUGCGCUUGGGGAUUCAGUGAUGAGAGCCACCCCUCAUAUGCCAAAUACAGCCGCAAAUUGUCCAAAGGAUGGAUGCUGGGUCGCAAAGUGGACAACAGCGAUUCCCAAUAUGCCUCUUUUCGUAACAACAUGGUGUUACUGGCGCAAGUGGCAGUAGGAUACCUCAUUCUGUCGCAUGCGGUUCAGAGGAGGGGACCGCGAUUCCGGCCGCUUUUCAGCCUCGCGUUCUCGUUGAUCUUUCUUGGAGCGAUCCACGGGUCCUCCCUGCUGAAGAUUCUGGCAAUCACCGGUGUCAACUUUCUUAUCACGUCGACGAUCGGGCACCUACGUCUUGGAGUAGCUUUGACGUGGAUUUGGAGUGUGGGCAUCUUGUUUGCCAACCAAGAGUUCAAAGGGUAUCGCUAUGGAUCACUCUCUCCGUCUUUGGCUUGGCUGGACCAAGUCCAGGGUUUCAACAUGCGGUGGUGGGUGACGUUCAACUUCACGACACUACGGAUGAUAUCUUAUAGCAUGGACUACUAUGCGCUCACGUCGGAAACGCGCGACAAAUCGAAAGCCGAGUUCCAUCGCCAAACAUGUUCAGAGUGUUCCUCAGCAGUUCAUCCAGGAGAGCAAUGCUCCCGGGCGCGCGUGCAGGGUCCCCUCCGAGCGGCAGAAUACUCCCUCGUAAACUAUUUCUGCUAUCUGCUCUACGUACCGCUGUAUCUCGCAGGGCCCAUCAUCACAUACAACGAUUUCAUUGCGCAACUGCGGUAUCCACCGCGGGGGAUCACAUUCAAGGGCACGGCCCUGUACGCUGUGCGGUGGAUGGCAGCUACAUUGUUAAUGGAGUGGAUGCUGCAUACUAUCUAUGUGGUGGCCAUUAAGGACACCAAGGCGUGGGAGGGAUUCAGUCCGUUCCAAAUGAGUAUGGUCGGGUACUUCAAUUUGAAGCUGAUAUGGCUGAAGCUUCUCAUAAUCUGGCGCUUCUUCCGCCUCUGGGGCAUGGCCGAUCGGGUCGAAACAACCGAAAACAUGACCCGCUGCAUGUCCGACAACUACUCCGCAAUGGAGUUCUGGCGGUCCUGGCAUCGCUCCUUCAACCGCUGGCUGAUCCGCUACAUGUACGUCCCCCUCGGCGGGUCGCGGUACUACGCCCUCAACAUCUUCCCUACCUUCACCUUUGUUGCUAUAUGGCAUGAUAUUUCGCGGAAGUUGUUGACAUGGGGGUGGUCGGUGUCGUUGUUCAUAUUGCCGGAGUAUGUGCUGAGGAUGGUAUUUGCUAAUGAGCGGUGGCGCCAGAAGCUCGGCCCAACGACAUACCGGCACAUAACAGCCUCCGCAGCGGUGGUAAACAUCAUCCUGAUGAUGAUUGCCAACCUCGUCGGUUUCGCGGUCGGCGUCGACGGCGUGAAGGAGAUGUUGGGCCAGAUCUUCAAUGCAAAUGGCAUCAUCUUCGUGAUCAGCACCUUUGUCGCCCUGUUCUCCGCCGUACAGCUCAUGUUCGAGCUUCGGAAUGAGGAAGAGCGGCGAGGGUGGCAGAAAUGAUUGAGACGGUUUUGGAAGUCAAUGUCUCUUUGACGAACCGAGGUGGUCUGCCGAAAGACUUCCGAAGCGGGAAUUACCUAGGACUUGGCAAUCAAGUCGCCAGGAGGGUGGCAUCAUUAUUCAUCAUGUUCAAGUAGUUAUCAAACAUUCUGUCGCCUAUGCAUCA
Fimicolochytrium jonesii is the source of this 2134-nucleotide messenger RNA. Its product is annotated as glycerol transporter. Gene Ontology annotation, biological process: GPI anchor biosynthetic process. The coding region runs from base 184 to 1968 and encodes 594 amino acids. The record is from RefSeq and is a predicted model, not a curated record. Lineage: Eukaryota; Fungi; Chytridiomycota; Chytridiomycetes; Spizellomycetales; Powellomycetaceae. Gene Ontology annotation, cellular component: endoplasmic reticulum. The transcript has 8 exons.